This is a messenger RNA of Megalobrama amblycephala (Wuchang bream), 3081 nucleotides long. RefSeq names its product linkage group 18 C5orf24 homolog (gene lg18h5orf24). The transcript has 3 exons. The coding region runs from base 967 to 1755 and encodes 262 amino acids. The record is from RefSeq and is a predicted model, not a curated record. NCBI's taxonomy places the organism in Eukaryota, Metazoa, Chordata, Actinopteri, Cypriniformes, Xenocyprididae.
AAUCAAAGAAUGUUGUAGUUUUACGUUGAUUACACACAUUAUGAUGAUCUGACAGGAUUUGUAUAAACGAUAAGAAACAUUAAAUGUGUGACGUGAGACUGUAAUGUAGCUAGAUAAAAACAGAUAUUUCUCAAAAUAAACAUGUUUCAGAGAAAAUAACUACAAAAGUUUGUUACAUGUAAGCAUUAUAAAGAUGAAGGCAGAAAUGCAGAUAUUAAAUGGUUUAUCUUGACGCUUCUAUUCAAUGUUGCAAAUCCAUGUACUUGUAUAUAUUACACAUUUAUGACGAUGGUUGUGGUUUGCUAUUGGUGGAUCUCAUGUGAGUGACAGGUUGCCCCGCCCUCAUCAUCAGAGAAGAGAAGAUAUUCUGAUUCAAGAUGAAUUUAACACAAUGAUGAUGUGCACGGCUUGAUUUGUUGAGUUCAAGGAUUGACACCUGUCAAUCAAAACGGAAUCAGGAAUGCACUAUUAUUCAAUGCUGCAUCCGAUAAAUCACCGGCGGCUGUGAUUGGUCCGUCCAGCCCAGCGCUGCGGAAAGUAACGCCCUCCGCGUGUCGUCAGAGUCGCGUCAGCUGCUCUGAAUAAUGACAGACGCUCACAGACGCUGAACUGAAAUCACAGUGAAGAGUUAAAACAGGUUCAGCAUUAUUUAUCUCCGUCGUGCAAGAUUAAUUAAACUCCACCGCUUUGAAUGCAGCUCCACCGCUGCGCGCAGCACUCAGUGCGCAUGCGCACUUCUCUUUUCAUUUCUUAAUAUUUAAUAUCAAUGGCUGACGCUCGUUUCUAAAGCAUCUCUUAAAAUUAGGAAGAAAGCUUUGACACAUUUUCUGAACAUCAAGGUGAACGUCAAUCUCUUUGAUUUUAUUCGAUCCUAAUCAGUCAAAAUUCACCCGUAGCACCAAAAUGGGACAGAAAUGUCACAUUUAACCCUUUCCGUUCCACUGUCGACAUUAAAGCGAGCAGAAGAUGAUGCGUCAGGUGUCCGGCGGCAGCGGCGAGUACUGCGUGGACGGCAGGCCCUCGUGUUUAGCGGAGGACGGCAGACUCUCGCCCAGCCACUUUGAUUUGUGUCCCACCAAGUUCUAUCAGUCGUCCCCUCCUCAGCGCUCUCGACAGAUGUGCUUCGCCUACCUGCCGCCGCCGGCCCCGGCCGUCCUCAAACCCUCCUCGUGCCGCGAGGAGCCGCGUCUGCCGCAGGGGCCCGCGGGCGCUCAGGGAAACCACAAAAGCGGGGACUCUAAAAAGAAGGGAGCGUCCGGGAGGUCUGGGAAACGCGGCCGGCCGGCCGGAACCACCAAAUCCGCCGGUUACAGAACCAGCACGGGUAGACCGCUGGGCACCACCAAGGCCGCCGGGUUCAAGACCAGUCCGGGCCGGCCGCCGGGAACCACCAAGGCCGCGGGCUAUAAAGUGAGUCCCGGUCGGCCGCCCGGCAGCAUAAAGAGCCCGUCUCGCCUGGGGAAGCUGAGCUACAGCGCCUGCAGCGGAGCCGCCUUCCCCUACAGCAUCAUGAACAAACCCGCGGCGUGUGACGCGGCGCUGAAGGAGGAGACGGCUGCAGAAACACCAAAAAUGUUGCUCCAAGCUCCGCAGUUCCUCCUCAGCGGAUUCCCCAUUCGACACCAAAAAACUCCUCCUCCAGUCGCCGUCAUGCCGUCCGAGGGCUUCUCCCCGGCUGCCGUGUGUCCGGAUGGCAGUCCGUCCCGGAGCGGCCUGACCUUACCGCUGCACAGCGCUCUCCCGUCCUACUCAUGAGUCCGUGUGCUUUGAUGGACACGGUUCUGACACUGUACAUACCUGUGAGUUCAGCACAUGUGAUCGCUCUGAAUGUCACUGCAUGUCAUGUUGGGUUGUUGUUAGGCUUGAUUUACACGAUAAUGAAGAGUGCAAUAUCUCCAUUGGUGUUUCAUCACUCCAGCACUCCACCAAAGACCUUCAGCAGCUUUCUAUCAUGAUCAUCUUAAUCACACCUGUCAAUCAUCACACGUCUUGUAAUAGUUCCUUUUGUACCGUAUUUACUCUCCCGGCUCUGACGAUGUGUGGGAAUGCUGUCAAGUGAUGUGAAAUGUUCUUAUUGGUUAAUAUCACACUGAUUCAGUAGUAAGUGUAGCCUGUCAGUAGCAGUGUAUGACAUUCAGAAUAGGUUUAUGUUAUUAAUAUUUGUUAUAUUCACAUAAUCGGUGACGUGGGCUUUUAAUUUUCUCUUUCAUUUACUUUGUAAUACAGUUAGAAUACGAAUGUUUGUGAAUGUUUUAUUAAAAUGUAACUACAAUCAAGGAAAUCUCAUUGAUGUUUAUUUCGAUACAAAGCAUGGGAUUUUAUUUUACUGAAGUGAUGAAAAUAAACAAAAGUACAAAAUAAGAAAAUAAGCAAAUUAUAAAAUAGGCUAAUAACAUAAAAUAAAUAUGGUGUACAAACUGAUAUCAUAGUUUUAGUUUUUUAAUAUAGAGUGUAUGUUUUGACAUCAAAGUCUGUUUUUUUCAGUCAAUUCCCACAUGAAAAAAAAACUAGUGUUUUUGAACCAUACUAUAGUAAAUUGUAGUAUACUGUAUAUAUUAUAUUAGUAUUUACAACACCUUGUUAAAUGAAUGUUACAGUGUACUGUAGUGUUAACUAUAGUGAACUGAUCAACUGUAAUAAAUACUGUAGUAUACUUCAGUUUUUACUAUAGUUUAAUGUAGUAUAUAGUUGUAGAAAACUGAAUACAGUAUUGGGUAAAGUAAUUUGUUUAUAUUACUAUAGUUGUUAUAUUACCACAGCAACUAUAGAAUUACCACAACAAAUUAAUUCAAUUACUUUACUAUAGUAUGGUUCAUAAACACUGUAGUAUUUACUAUAGUAUGUUUUAGAUUAGAAUGGCAUAAGAGAGUAUUAAAUAUGGUUAAGGAUUAGAUUAGUGACCCGGACAGUGUGUCUAAAUAAUGUGUAUUUUCACUUUAAUGACUGAUAAACAGUGGUGUAAUGUAAUGAAGUAAUAAUACUCCGUUACAGUACUUAAGUAUUUUUUGGGAGAAUCUGUACUUUACUUGAGUUUUUAUAUUUCUGUCAACUUUUACUCCACUAUUUUUCCUAAAUAAAAUU